CAUUCCGUAGAUCCUAGUGCCUUCUUCUCUGAUUCAAAAUGAUGACUGUACGUAAUUCCAAGCACUCGCACGAUUAUGUCCUGAAAACUCAGAGUGCGCCAACGUCUGCCUCCAACGACCGACUGUGCCAUAUUUGUGGAUCGACAUUUGCCAAAGCAUUCCUCCCGGCCCAUCAGAGAACAUGCGUGAAAAGGAGUGUCAAAACGAGUGCUCGGACAUCGAGGGUUGGAUUGGCCUUCUCAGCAGCUGCAAAUGUCCGAACAUCGUUCUAUCCAUGCACAAAUUGCAUGGAAAACAUUCCGCACCACAAACUUUCCGAGCAUCUUCGAACCUGUCGAGGAGCCCACACCCGCUCCUCAACGGCAUCCGUUCUGAGACGGGGAGCAGAUGCGCACCGCCAGCAACCAUCUACACGGAUGACUGCGACCACUCUUACCCGGGAAGCAGUGUUAAUGAGAGCGAAUCAAGCUCUGCAGAGGAACUCGAAGAAUAGUCCUGGCCGCAUGAACGGCUUUGAUGGGGAUUGGGAUCUAGACCGGCAGGCAUUUCAUGGGCCGUACGAGUUUGAAACACAUAAAAGCACUUCCAGAGCUGCGGCUGCAGCGGAACGGCAGAUGGAACCCCCAAACCGCUUUGUGCCUAAACGAACAGUGACAAGUGCAGCAAAUCUUACUAAUAGGUCAGGACAAAGCAGUAAGAAUACUUUUUCACAACACCAUGACUAUCAUGAUGCGGAGCACUGGGAAUCGGAUCGUAUGCAUCAUUCACUUUAUGAUUAUGAGAAAGAGGAUACGGGUCGUAUAACCCAUCCAGAGUAUAACCAUUCCUCACAGGAGGGGCGACGUCUGUCCAGCACAUCCGCCGCAUAUCAACAAUCCUCAUCGUUCGGGCAACACGAAUCGAGUAGUUCUCUGGAAGAAAGUUAUGUAGACGGACCAAGGAUACCGUGUCCUUCUUGUGGACGAAAGUUCAUGGAGCAGGAACGGCUGGAUAAACACAUGGCAGCUUGCGCCAAAUCCCAAAAACCACGAAAGAUCUUUGACGCCAGCAAAGCUCGUGUCCGAGGAACCGAGUUGGAACAGUAUGCUAAUCGCCGAUCUGAUACUGGCCAAUUAGGGAGCCUCAAACAGAAGGGCCUGCCACAUGACGAAAUUUUACUGAAACCGCGCAAAGCAAACUGGCGUGCGAAGCAUGAGAAAUUCAUUCAAAUGGUCCGAGCAGCGCGGCAACCCCAUCCGUCUAGCAAUUCCACAGAAAAGAAAACAGGGACAGUAACUCGCACACCGGUUGGCCCGUCCGAACCUGAUCCAGACCUUGUGCCAUGCGACUAUUGUGGCAGACGAUUCAACCACGACACAGCUGUACGACACAUACCCUUCUGUCGCGACUCCAAGCAAAAAUCACAACAUCGCUCCAGUGCUAGGCCACACAAUGCCUCAAAUGCGUCGAGCCCGUCAAAGGAAGAUAUGCUCAAGAAACGGACGGCCUAUCGACCUCCCUUGCCAAAAGUUAAGGGCAAGUCUCCCAUAAAAAUGCAAUAAUCCUUCCAUGUUCUGGCAACGCAGUGCUCCAAAAGGGCCCGACUGAUCAAUUUUAAUGAUAAAUCGAAAUAAUAUGCCGUUACAGGGACUGUCUAA
Messenger RNA from Spizellomyces punctatus DAOM BR117, 1637 nucleotides. RefSeq lists its product as uncharacterized. NCBI's taxonomy places the organism in Eukaryota, Fungi, Chytridiomycota, Chytridiomycetes, Spizellomycetales, Spizellomycetaceae. The transcript has 5 exons. The record is from RefSeq and is a predicted model, not a curated record. Bases 39 to 1541 code for a protein of 500 amino acids.